AUGGCAGCUCGGGUUUUCCAGGACGGUGCUCGGGUGGCAGACCUUCCUGGUUUCAUGGGUAUCGGUCACCUGCGAUACCCUACCGCCGGAAGCAGUGCCAAUGCGGAGGCUCAGCCAUUCUAUGUGAACAGUCCAUAUGGCAUUUGCUUGGCCCACAACGGCAACCUGAUCAAUGCCCCCGAGCUGAAGAGGCACUUGGACCUCGAGGCUCAUCGGCACAUCAACACGGACAGCGACAGUGAACUGAUGCUGAACAUCUUCGCUGAUGAGCUGAGCGAGACCAAGAAGGCCCGUGUCAACAAGGAAGAUCUGUUCGCUGCUCUAGCCCGCAUGUACGAGCGCUGCGAGGGUGGUUGGGCUUGUUCCGCCAUGCUGGCAGGAUUUGGUCUCAUGGGUUUCCGUGACUCGUACGGUAUCCGUCCUCUCGUCCUGGGGUCCAGGCCCUCGGCUGAUGGCCACGGUACGGACUACAUGAUGGCUUCCGAGUCGGUUGCUCUGCACCAGCUUGGUUUCACCAACAUCCGGGAUAUCCAGCCCGGUGAGGCUGUCAUCAUCGAAAAGGGCGGUGAGCCGGUCUUCCGCCAAGUGGCCCCGAAGAAGGCGUACGCUCCGGAUAUCUUCGAAUACGUCUACUUCGCCCGUCCGGACUCGGUCAUCGAUGGCAUCAGCGUGUACCGCAGUCGGCAACGGAUGGGUGACCGUCUCGCCGCUCGAGUGCUCGAUGUUCUUGGACCGGAAGUGGUCAAGAACAUUGACGUCGUUAUCCCUAUUCCCGAGACGUCUACCACGUCGGCUGCUGCCGUUGCCCGGUAUCUAGACAAGCCCUAUUGCCAAGGCUUCGUCAAGAACCGCUACGUCUUCCGGACCUUCAUCAUGCCCGAGCAGAAGACCCGGCAGAAGGGUGUCCGUCGCAAGCUGAAUGCUAUGCAGGCCGAGUUCAAGGACCGAAAUGUCCUGUUGGUUGAUGAUAGUAUUGUGCGAGGAACCACGAGUCGGGAGAUUGUUACGAUGGCCAGGGAAGCCGGCGCUAAGAACGUCUACUUUGCCAGCUGCGCUCCUGAGAUCACGCAUGCUCACAUUUACGGUAUCGAUCUGGCUUCGCCCACCGAGCUCGUUGCUUUCAACCGUAACGCCGACACCAUCGCCAAGCACAUCGGAGCAGACAGCGUCAUCUACCAGACCCUGGAGGAUCUGAAGGGUGCCUGUGCCGAGAUUGCUCAUGAGAACGGCUUGGAAGAGCCCCGUGACUUCGAGGUCGGUGUCUUCUGCGGUAACUACAUCACUCCCGUGUCCGAAGGCUACUUCGAUCACCUGGAGGAGAUCCGGGGUGAGGGCCGCAAGAUCAAGGCGCUGGACCGCGCCAAGGAAGCCGUGACGCAUGGUUUCGCCAGCGAGAAGGACUUCCAGAUUGCUGCCAACGGCGUCAAGCUGGACGGCAACGGUAACAUCAUUCCUGCCGGCUCCCCUGGCGAGUCCGAGGUGCCGCAGGUCAGCAUGUACACCACCCGCCAGGAAACCCCCAAGGAGGAGCCUCCUAAGGUGCGAGACCGUAUGGACAUCAGCAUCCACAACAUCGCCGACCACCCAUGA
Molecule: messenger RNA, 1590 nt
Organism: Aspergillus melleus
Lineage: Eukaryota; Fungi; Ascomycota; Eurotiomycetes; Eurotiales; Aspergillaceae
Product: amidophosphoribosyltransferase
Exons: 3
Coding region: 1-1590 (529 amino acids)
Biological process (GO): purine nucleobase biosynthetic process; purine nucleotide biosynthetic process
Cellular component (GO): cytoplasm
Molecular function (GO): amidophosphoribosyltransferase activity
Source: RefSeq, a predicted model, not a curated record